AUGGUUAGGUGUUUAGAGGGGGGGGGGAAGACCUCCCGCCAGGAAGAGCAGCAAACGGGCAGCCUGGCAGCAGCAGCAGCAGCAGCAGCAGCAGCAGCAGCAGCAGCAGAAGAGGAGGAGGAGGAGGAGGGGGAGAUGCAGCGGCAGAAGCAGCAGCAGAAAAAAACACAAAAAAAAAAGAAAAAAAACGUCAAAUUGCAGCAGCAACAGCAGCAGCAACAGCAGCAGCAAUAG
Eimeria mitis is the source of this 234-nucleotide messenger RNA. RefSeq lists its product as uncharacterized. The record is from RefSeq and is a predicted model, not a curated record. The transcript is spliced from 2 exons. Lineage: Eukaryota; Apicomplexa; Conoidasida; Eucoccidiorida; Eimeriidae. Bases 1 to 234 code for a protein of 77 amino acids.